AUAGAUUGUAAAGGGUCUGUGUUCUGUGUCAGUGUCACCUCUCUCUGAUAGAUUGUAAAGGGUCUGUGUCAGUGUCACCUCUCUCUGAUAGAUUGUAAAGGGUCUGUGUCAGUGUCACCUCUCUCUGUUAGAUUUUAAAGGGUCUGUGUUCUGUGUCAGUGUCAUCUCUCUCUGAUAGAUGUUGUCUAAGUCAUAGAGAGCCUUUCAGGUGCGCCAUCAGUUUUCUUCCCCCUGCCCUGACGAUCUCUUGCGUUUUAUAUUCCCAUGCAGGAUGCUUCAGAACAACCAGCUACGACGGGUUCCGGGCGAAGCCCUUCAGAACCUCAGGAACCUCCAGUCUCUUCGUCUGGAUGCCAACCACAUCUCCAGUGUUCCUCGGGCUGCUUCGACGGCCUCCAGUCUCUACGUCACCUGUGGCUGGAUGACAACUCCCUGACAGAGGUGCCAGCUGAUGCCCUGGGGGCCCUGACCUCCCUGCAGGCCAUGACCCUGGCUCUCAACAGAAUCACACAUAUACCUGACCGGGCCUUCACUAACCUCUCCUCCUCGUGGUCCU
Molecule: messenger RNA, 556 nt
Organism: Oncorhynchus tshawytscha (Chinook salmon)
Lineage: Eukaryota; Metazoa; Chordata; Actinopteri; Salmoniformes; Salmonidae
Product: leucine-rich repeat-containing G-protein coupled receptor 5-like
Exons: 2
Cellular component (GO): extracellular matrix
Molecular function (GO): protein binding
Source: RefSeq, a predicted model, not a curated record